AUGCGGCCUACUUCUCCGACACAAGUCUUUUGGCUUAUUGUGAUUAUUUUAUGUCAAGGGCUCUACCCAAUGCGCCAGAUGGGUACACGCCAGAAGCAGGUGAUUGUCCCUCUAAUAGGCCAGUCAUUAGAAGUGCGAAUGAGCUCUCGCAAAGCGAAGUCUCAUGGCUUACAAUACGACGCAACCAGACUAUUCAACAAAUGGGUCCUCUCCGAUGCUUCGGCAUACAUAAAUGGGAACGCCGACAACGUCCUGAAUUUGCCAAACAUAGCCAUUGCCGCAUCCGGAGGUGGCUAUAGAGCUAUGCUCAAUGGUGCUGGUGUUUUAGCUGCCUUUGACUCACGAACAGAAAAUGCAACGGGAGUCGGGAAACUUGGAGGCAUCCUACAGUCCUCUACGUACUUCUCGGGGCUCAGUGGUGGCUCGUGGCUUGUGGGCUCGAUCUACGUGAAUAAUUUCACCAGCGUGCAGGCGAUACAGAAUGACAACACGAGCAACUUAUGGAAUCUGGAGGACUCCAUCAUUCAAGGGCCUUCAACGGUUUCCAACUACUAUGCACAGCUCCUUCGCGCUGUAGAGGGAAAAACUGACGCUGGGUUUAAUGACUCAAUCACCACGACUCGUCCGGCCGCUCCGAAUUUCUUCGUCGAGGGCAAGAGCGCUCAAGGACGAGCUGAUGUGGCAAAGAGACAAGCCCUUAUUGAUGGAGCAAUGGGAGCCCGAGCCAUGCACCAGCUCCAGAAUUACAAAGCUGAGGAGCCAAAAUAUGACAACAAAGCACGUAGCUUUUCCGCUACCUACCACGUGGGGACCGGCACACUUCAGCUUUAUGCGCACCAUCUCACCAAGCCUCUCACUCCUGGAGGGGAGCCAGAGAGUCAUAUGACUCAGACGCGCUCCUUCGCGAUGACAGACACAGCAGAACGGUUUCGGGGAGUCGAUGGAGAGACCUUCAGACCUCUCCAGGCAAUCUCAAAGCGUGCAGGGCUCGGGACGAGGUCGUCAAACACGUCCAAUGGUUGA
Molecule: messenger RNA, 1023 nt
Organism: Exophiala aquamarina CBS 119918
Lineage: Eukaryota; Fungi; Ascomycota; Eurotiomycetes; Chaetothyriales; Herpotrichiellaceae
Exons: 2
Coding region: 1-1023 (340 amino acids)
Biological process (GO): glycerophospholipid catabolic process
Cellular component (GO): intracellular membrane-bounded organelle; cytosol
Molecular function (GO): A2-type glycerophospholipase activity
Source: RefSeq, a predicted model, not a curated record